Harpegnathos saltator (Jerdon's jumping ant) is the source of this 972-nucleotide messenger RNA. RefSeq lists its product as uncharacterized. Lineage: Eukaryota; Metazoa; Arthropoda; Insecta; Hymenoptera; Formicidae. The transcript has 4 exons. The coding region runs from base 7 to 678 and encodes 223 amino acids. The record is from RefSeq and is a predicted model, not a curated record.
GCGGUGAUGCCCGUAGUGGAUCCCGGCGUGAGGUGUGCGUCACGUCUCGUCGGCGGAAACUCUCGCACAAAUCGAAACGGAUCUCGCGGUAACUCGGUCCCAAGAACCCUUUCCGCUUCCGGCUCACCCUCCCGCCGUUCUUGUCGCGCGAGACACAACGAGACAGCGUUGAUUAUUAUGCGCUCGCUGUUUCGAAGCGGCAUCCUCUGCCUUGUCCUCGUCGCGGCAAUGACGUCCCCCGCGCAUUCCGGCAGGCCGACCAGGGCACUGGCUUUCCGCAAGGGCAGCAGCUUUUUCAUUCGGCUGAACUACAAGAUAAACUCGUUGCCUUACACCGUAAUCUUCGCGCAAGCGGCUGGCUUCAAGGCAGCAUGGGAAUUGCCGAGCUCCGGUGAGCCCCGGGUCGUCCGGUCUGUCUCCGACAUCAGCGAGCACGUCGAGCUCGUGUACGAGAGUCACGGCUUCAACGGUCGCUCCUGCCUGCUGAAGAGCAUCUGCCAGGUGUCGCGGUACAUGAAUGGGCAGGACGGUGUUAUAAGGAAGAUUUUGAAGCUACUCGCGAGGUCGUCGCUCAGCAACAGCACCAGACACGAGGAUCCGUUGCUGUGCGAACGUCAGGCCAGCGACUGUCCUCUGCAGCUGAUCAGGCUGGACAGCUUCGCGGGGAGCGUCGUGUGAGAUCUCUUGUAUUCUUCGUGAAUUAAUAAAUACAAAUUAAGUCACCGCACACACCACGACCGUGAUCGACGCCUGUUUGUUUGCUCUCGCUCGGUUAUGAAACGAGCGAGCCAUUCCGGCCGCCUACAGAACUGCCGCUCGAUCGCACUCCUAUCUGCGGUGUUAUCGUCAGACGACGUGGGUGAGAAAUGACGACGGUUAAUGAAACAUUUGUCAUUCCGCAAAACCGCAUUCGAAUUAUUCCCGGGAGAGAUUCCGGCUUAGCGAGUGGUAAAAUAUGACGGCGCGUCAGAC